Messenger RNA from Aphanomyces astaci, 3582 nucleotides. RefSeq lists its product as hypothetical. The coding region runs from base 39 to 3437 and encodes 1132 amino acids. Gene Ontology annotation, biological process: phosphatidylinositol-3-phosphate biosynthetic process; phosphatidylinositol-mediated signaling; phosphatidylinositol 3-kinase/protein kinase B signal transduction. Lineage: Eukaryota; Oomycota; Saprolegniomycetes; Saprolegniales; Verrucalvaceae. Gene Ontology annotation, molecular function: 1-phosphatidylinositol-3-kinase activity; 1-phosphatidylinositol-4-phosphate 3-kinase activity. Gene Ontology annotation, cellular component: cytoplasm; phosphatidylinositol 3-kinase complex; plasma membrane. The transcript has 8 exons. The record is from RefSeq and is a predicted model, not a curated record.
UUUCGAUUUCGAGACCCAUCACAAAACCGCGCGGCGACAUGAUGUGGAACUACGGUAUGCUCGUGCCGGAAGUGACGGCACUGCAUCGUGCGGUGCGAGGGACGGACAAUCAGUUGGACUGCAUCACGUCCACCCUCUCCCCCUGCGACAUCCCCACGACCGUGCGGGCUCACGUCCAUGCGUCGACGACGACCUCCCCUCAGCACAACCAACCCAUCACGUGGCGGUCACCCGUCCUCGUCGACAUGCACACCCAACGCAAUCACAAAUUCAAACUCAAGCGACAGUUCCUCGAAAUGCACGGACAGGUCCUGUACCUGGGCAAACACCCGACGUCAAUGCAAGUGUUGCUGCACCUUGACGACGUCACUGCGGUUGAACCGUCAUGUCUGGAACCCCACAGUCUCCUCGUAGUCACAGCAAGUACGUAUAUCCUCGUUGCCCUCGCAGACGAACGCGAAUAUACCAGGUGGAAAGCGCUCUUGCGCCAUGCACGCCCCCUCGGCUACGACGGAACGUUGCAGAUCAAGGCGCAUGACGAUGUCCCGACGGUCGACACGACGCUGCGAACAGAUUGGAGUGUCGCCGAGUGCAUGGCACACGUGGGGCUGGAUGAGGACAAGUUUUGCAUUCACGUGAACGGCACAAGUCAGUACUGGACAGACCCGUCGGCUUGUUUGGAGGACUUUGCGCCGCCAGGGAAGUCGCUGCAGCUCACAGCAGUGUCGUAUCCCGCGCCACAAAUCUCCACGUCAUCGCGGUCAAUGUGCAAUGCGUUGAAUGUACGCUUCCACAAGAUCUGCCACGUCUUUCAACAUGUCGUCGACGUCAAGGGAGGCCAUCGACAUCUCACAGAGCGAUUGGACAGCACAGCAUGCGUGCUUCGGUUGGAAGUCGUGGAAGGAUCGCAUGUGCACUGCGCCGUGGACACUGCUCCGUUCCUCCUCAUGCCAGACAACAGUCGACACCUGGACAACGUAUGGUACACCCUUUGGAACGUUCCUGCUGCCUCGUUGACUUCGUCGUGGCGGCUCAUGUGCACUGUCUUUGCCGUGACGAAUCAGCCUGAAGAGGAUGGGCAAGGCAACGAUGAUGCCAGUACGACUUGGACCAAGUUGGCGACCACGGGCAUGCAGCUACGACACGUGGAUGGAGAUGUCGUCGAUGGCCAUACACAUCUCCAACUGCUGGACUCGACCGCCGACCUGCUGCAUGGGCCGCUCCCGCUGGGAGUCGUGCACGGAGCUCCAUUCGUUCACAUGGAAUUUCAGUGGCAAGACUUGGACUUUACCCGUCGACCAAGCCAGCAACUCGCAGCUCUGAGCGACUCUACAAUCAUGAAGCAAGGGUUGGUACAUGUGCUGCAAAGCAGUAGCGGCGGCGGCGGCGGCCGCCUGGGCAGUGGCAAGCUGUGGUCGCAUUGGGUGUCCAAGUGGUGCGUGUUAACGAGCCACGGCCACAUCGUUCUCCGUCCAGUGGACCAUACCGAUCCAGGCGCUGGCACGACGAAGCUCAUGUCGUUUUCGCUCACGGACGCUACCAGCUUCCACGUGACCGACAAGCUGAACGCCACGAGCCGCCGCUCGAGCAACGCCGGGUCGAAAUCUACGCAAAAGGUGCACACAACCCACGCCUUUACCAUCGACGUGGACGCGGCCACGACGCUCGUGCUGGGCGUGGCGACUCGAAAUGGCCGGGACGACUGGCUGCACACCCUUCGCGUGGCCACGUCAUCGGUGGCUGCCCGCAAGAGCAUCGACUGGAGCUUUCGAGGUACGAGCUUGAGCGACGACACGACCACGUCCGCCGACGACCACGUCUCGAGCAUCAUCACGAACCACCAUUGGCUGCAGUGGCUGCUGGAACGCAUGGCCCAGGACCCGUUGUUUGCGCUCAGUUCGUACCAGCGCUCGUUGCUGUGGCAGUUUCGCCAGUCGUUGCCCAAGACAUUUGCGUUGCUGCCUCGGUUGCUCACGUGUCGCGAGUGGAGGCAGCCAAUGUACCACGACGAACUGGUGAGUCUAUUGGACACGACGUUGCCGCCGGCGCACCCCACCGAGUACCUGAGCUUGCUCGGCCGUCCACUGGCGCAUUUGAGAAUCGUACGCGAGUUUGCUAUUGACAAGUUGGACUCUGCGCUCGACGAUGACAUGCUCGCGACGGUGCUGCCACAGCUCGUGCAAUGCAUGAAGUGGGAGCCAUAUGCUGCCAGUCGGUUGGUGUCGUGGGUGGUUCAUCGCGCGGUGGACGGCGCGCCCAUGUUGCUGGGGGUGCCGUUGUUUUGGGCGUUACACGUGGAAUCGUUUGUACCGCAUUAUACCCAGCGCUUUCAACUGCUGGUUCAAGCAUAUUUGAUGGCAGCAGGUCGAUCCAUGCGUCGGAUGCUUCACAACCAACUGGAUUUGUGCCAGCACCUUCACCGCAUUGCGCGCGACAUGCAGACGGCCGCGGCAACGUCGUCAUUGGACAGUCAAUUGCGGGCACGACUGUGUGCGUUGAACGUGUCGUUUGCUGGCCGGCUAUCGCUGCCCCUGCACUCCAAGUGCACGUUGGUCGAGUUUAUCUCGUCCGAGUGUCGAGUGCUCAAGUCGCCCAAACGGCCGCUGUGGCUAACACUCGAGACGGCCUCUCGCACCAAAGUGCGCGUGAUUUUCAAAGCCGGCGACGACGUUCGCCAAGACAUGGUGACGCUGCAGCUGUUUGGGCUCAUGCAGCAGCUGUGGCGUGAUGCGAAUAUCCCCGUGCAGCUGCAAUUGUACGAGUGUGUGGCCACGUCCCCGUCGAGCGGCGUGGUGGAAGUCGUCGGUGAUGCCAUCACGACGGCGGCGAUUCACAAGGAAGGCGGGGUCUUGGGUCCCAUGCAGGACAUGCGAUUUGCCAAAUGGCUCGAAACCCAAAACGCGUCGUCGCCCAAACAUUACAUGCAGGCGCUGGAUCUGUUUCGACGGUCUGCGGCGGGGUACUGCGUGGCCACGCACGUGCUGGGCAUUGGCGACCGGCACAACGACAACAUCAUGAUGACGCGACGAGGCCAGUACUUUCACAUUGACUUUGGGCACUUUCUUGGCCACUGCAAGUACCACAUGAACUUUAAGCGCGACCAAACGUCGUUUGUGUUUACAAAAGAGAUGGCAUUUGCCCUCGGCGGCACCGAGUCUCCGUUUUUCGCGACGUUUGUGGCAUUGUGUGGUCGGGCAUUGAACCAGCUUCGCCAGCACGUGCAUUUGAUUUCGACGUGGCUAACGCUCAUGGUGCCGGCCAACAUGCUCGAGCUGCAAGACGUGCACGAUAUUUAUUUCGUGGUGGAGGCCCUUGUCAUGGGUACUUACACAUCCGUAUGUAUGAGAUUUAGCUCAUUUGAUUGGAAUAUAUAUAGACUUGACGCCCACGGAAGCGGCGUUGGAUUUUGCCGGGAAAAUCCAAACCUGUCUUGGUGACCCGUACAAGCGCAUUGACAACACUAUCCAUAAUUUAGUGCACUUGCUGCGGCCGUAACGUCGUUAUUUUAUUAUACGUUCGUUGUUGUUUUAAGUUGGCGUGGUUUUGGCGUCAAUUCCGAGUCGACGGAACUGUAGUUUGGGG